Molecule: messenger RNA, 1951 nt
Organism: Diceros bicornis minor
Lineage: Eukaryota; Metazoa; Chordata; Mammalia; Perissodactyla; Rhinocerotidae
Gene: BRD9
Product: bromodomain containing 9
Exons: 16
Coding region: 101-1951 (616 amino acids)
Biological process (GO): regulation of transcription by RNA polymerase II
Cellular component (GO): nucleus
Source: RefSeq, a predicted model, not a curated record
GGGCGGCGACCCAGGGCCCCGGGGUGGUGUCCAGGCUCCGGCCGGGUUCUUGCUGCAGCCUCCGGUCCCGACCUGACCCCGCCCUGACUUCGCCGCCGCCAUGGGGAAGAAGCACAAGAAGCACAAGACCGAGUGGCGCUCGUCGUACGAAGAUUACACAGACAAGCCGUUGGAGAAGCCUCUGAAGCUGGUUCUCAAGGUUGGAGGAAGUGAAGUGACUGAACUCUCGGGCUCUGGCCAUGACUCCAGUUACUAUGACGAUAGGUCGGACCAUGAGCGAGAGAGACACAAAGAAAAGAAAAAGAAAAAGAAAAAAAAGUCGGAGAAGGAGAGACAUCUUGAUGAUGAAGAAAGGAGGAAGCGAAAGGAAGAGAAGAAGCGGAAGCGGGAAAAGGAGCACUGUGACACGGAGGGAGAGGCUGAUGACUUUGACCCUGGGAAGAAGGUGGAGGUGGAGCCGCCCCCCGAUCGGCCCGUCAGAGCGUGCCGGACACAGCCAGCUGAAAACGAGAGCACGCCUAUUCAGCAACUACUAGAGCAUUUCCUCCGCCAGCUCCAGAGAAAAGAUCCUCAUGGAUUUUUUGCUUUUCCUGUCACGGAUGCAAUUGCUCCUGGAUACUCGAUGAUAAUAAAACAUCCAAUGGAUUUUGGCACAAUGAAAGACAAAAUUGUAGCUAAUGAGUACAAGUCAGUUACGGAAUUUAAGGCAGAUUUCAAACUGAUGUGUGAUAAUGCAAUGACAUACAACAGACCAGACACUGUGUACUACAAGUUAGCGAAGAAGAUCCUUCACGCAGGCUUUAAGAUGAUGAGCAAAGAGCGGCUGUUAGCUUUGAAGCGCAGCAUGUCGUUUAUGCAGGACAUGGAUUUUUCUCAGCAGGCAGCUCUUUUGGGCAACGAAGAUACAGCUGUUGAGGAACCUGUUCCUGAAGUUGUACCUGUACAAGUAGAAACUGCCAAGAAAUCCAAAAGGCCGAGUAGAGAAGUCAUCAGCUGCAUGUUUGAGCCGGAAGGAAAUGCUUGCAGCCUGACCGACAGCACGGCAGAAGAGCACGUGCUGGCCUUGGUGGAGCAUGCGGCCGAUGAGGCUCGGGACAGGAUCAACCGACUCCUCCCAGGCGGCAAGAUGGGCUACCUGAAGAAGAAUGGAGACGGGAGCCUCAUCUACAGCGUGGUCAACGUGGCCGAGCUGGACGCCGACGAGGAGGAGACCCACCCGGUGGACCUGAGCUCGCUCUCCAGCAAGCUGCUCCCCGGCUUCACCACGCUGGGCUUCAAAGACGAGAGGAGGAGCAGAGUCACAUUUCUCUCAAGUGCCAGCACUGCACUUUCAAUGCACAAUAAUUCAGUAUUUGGUGAGUUGAAAUCGGAUGAAACGGAGCUGCUCUAUUCUGCCUACGGAGAUGAGACAGGUGUGCAGUGUGCACUGAGCCUGCAGGAGUUUGUGAAGGAUGCUGGGAGCUACAGCAAGAAGAUGGUGGAUGGCCUCCUGGACCAGAUCACAGGCGGGGACCACUCGCGGAUGCUCCUCCAGCUGAGGCAGAGGAGAAAGGUUCCAAUGAAGCCUCCAGAUGAGGUAAAGGCUGGGGACUCGCUGGGAGACGGUGGCUCUGUUCUGGAUUUCAUGUCGAUGAAGCCGUACUCGGACGUCGCUCUGGACAUCUCCAUGCUCGGCUCUCUGGGGAAGGUGAAGAAGGAGCUGGACCAUGACGACAGCCACCUGAACUUGGACGAGACGACGAAGCUCUUACAGGACCUGCACGAGGCGCAGGCGGAGCGCGGGGGCUCCCGGCCGUCCUCCAACCUCAGCUCCCUGUCCAACGCCUCCGACAGGGAGCAGCACCACCUGGGAAGCCCUUCUCGCCUCAGUGUCGGAGAGCAGGCGGAGGUGACCCAUGACCCGUAUGAAUUUCUUCAGUCUCCAGAACCCGCAGCCUCUACAAAAAGCUAG